GCGACAUGUGCCUACAGUUGUUGGUGAUACUGUUGGGCGUCGGGCUGGCCUCGACCGCCAGCCAACACGGGAAUAUUGAGGGUUCUGUGUGGGAGUACAUCGUGGUGGGGUCGGGCGCGGCCGGCAGCGCCGUCGCCGGGCGGCUGGCGCACGCCGGCCGCUCCGUGCUGCUCGUCGAGGCCGGGGACGAACCCGGACUCAUGUCCAAGAUCCCCGGCGCCGCUCUGAUGUUGGUCGGGACCGAGAUGGACUGGGCCUACCGGACGCUCCCCAACAACGAAUCGUGUCUCGCUCUCGACGGCGAGUACUGCCGCUUCGUCCGCGGCAAGGCCCUCGGCGGCAGCACCAGCAUCAACCUGAUGAUGUACUCGCGCGGCAACAGGCGCGACUUCGACUUCGACGUCCCCGGCUGGUCGUGGGACGACAUGAUGCCCUACUUCCUGCGCGCCGAGAGACUGAAAAGACCGCCGAAUUUACCCGAGUCCUCCGUGCCGUACCACAACUUCUCCGGUGCGAUUCCGAUAGAGAACUUCGUCGACUCCGGCCACCCGUGGCACCCGAGGCUGAUCGAGGGGUUCCGGGCCCUGAACUUCCCGUGGAACCCGGACGUGAAUGCCGCGUCGCAGAUCGGCGUCUCGCAGAUCCCCGGCUACGUGUCCAACGGCGAGCGAGUGACCGCGGCACGGGCAUACCUCGCCGGCGAUAGAGUGCUGAAACAUCUGAAAGUGCUGAAAAAUACGCAGUGUGUAAAAGUUAUAAUCGACGAGAACGACGUCGCUCGGGGGGUGACCGUCCUGCACAAGCAGAAGAGAGUUUUCGACGUGUUCGCGAAGCGCGAGGUCAUCUUGAGCGCGGGAGCGAUAGGGACGCCUCACAUUCUGAUGUUAUCUGGAGUCGGACCGAGGCGGCACCUGGAGCGGUUCAACAUAACGGUGAGGUCAGAUCUACCCGUCGGUGAGAACAUGUCGGAUCACGUGGUAGCGUUGGCGAUGGUGCUGGUCGACCACGACUCGCGCAGCAUGAGCGAUAUCACGAUGUUGAUAGACAAGAGUCUGCAGAUGGCGCAGUGGAUGGUUACCAGGAGCGGACCGCUGGCGACCGUCGGCCUGGGGGACGUCACCGCAUUCUUCAACUCGAAAUGCUACGACUUCGAGAGAAAAAAGCUCCACAACCGGAGCGCGGAUUGCGAGAUACCGACCGUGCAGACGGUGUUCUCCUACAUGGACAAGGGCGCCGUGGAGUUGCUCGGCGGCGUGGUGGACCGCAUCAUACCCUACAAGCCCGACGUCCGGCGGCAGCUGUUCGAGGCGAACGCGCGCAGCGGUGUGAUGGCGGCGUCGCCGGUGCUGCUGCGGCCGGCAUCGCGCGGGCGCGUGCGGCUGGCUAGCGCCGACCCCGCCGCGCCACCCGAGAUCCUGUCCGACUUCCUGCGCGAGCGACAGGACGCGGCCGAGCUGGGUCGCGCGCUGCGCGUCGUGCAGGACCUGGUGGACACGCCGGCGUUCGCGGGGCGCGGGGCGCGGCUUCUGCGGCUGCGGUUCCCGGGCUGCGUCCGGGACUACUGGGAUUGCUACGUGCGGCAUAUGACGCUGGCGUCGCACCACGCGGUGGGCACGGCGGCGCUGGGGGCGGUGGUGGACGACAGGCUCAGGGUCCGCGGUGUCAGGGGGCUGCGCGUGGCGGACGCGUCGGUGCUGCCGCUGCUGCCGCGCGGCAACACGGCGGCCGCCGUUGUGGCUGUCGGGGAGAGGCUCGCCGACUUCCUACUGGCGGGCGCCUGAUGACGCGACGUCGUUUGGCGACGCUACAGGUUACAAACAUCAGUUACUAAGGCCGUUAUCAUACUAGCGAUUAGCGAGCAGCUUUGGGGCUGAGCGGUCGCGCAACAAAAACGUGUCGCUUGUACAGCUAUACUCAACCUGCGGCCCACGUAAAGUUAAAAUUCACGCCCAUCGGCAAAAUAGUGCAAAGUCUUCGUGAAAGUCGUUGAUUUUUUUAAUCCACUUUUAAAUCGUUAAUUUAGAAAAACUUUAUUUUUUCUAAUCUUCGCAUUUUGGUUGUUUAAUAUCUUGGUUGCUAAUUUUUUUCUGUUCCUAGGUUAGUGAAUAAAACAAUUCACAAAUUA
Molecule: messenger RNA, 2125 nt
Organism: Aricia agestis (brown argus)
Lineage: Eukaryota; Metazoa; Arthropoda; Insecta; Lepidoptera; Lycaenidae
Product: glucose dehydrogenase [FAD, quinone]-like
Exons: 3
Coding region: 6-1781 (591 amino acids)
Molecular function (GO): ecdysone oxidase activity; flavin adenine dinucleotide binding
Source: RefSeq, a predicted model, not a curated record